Soboliphyme baturini is the source of this 1533-nucleotide messenger RNA. Lineage: Eukaryota; Metazoa; Nematoda; Enoplea; Dioctophymatida; Soboliphymatidae. The record is from the annotation of a GenBank genome assembly.
AUGCCGGUACUCCUUUGUCUAACAGCAAUCUUGCUAGCUUUGACGCUUGCUCACUGUUGCGAAGGCAGCGGCUCUCACGAAACGCCGCCCUCUCCAUUCGUACAAACAUCAUAUGGUCCCGUAACAGGAACAAGCGUGAUGGCGGCGGAUAAAGAGGUACUAGUCUUCAGCGGCGUACCUUUCGCAAAAGCACCGUUGGGCGACCUCAGGUACCAUCUGGCCCAAGAUCCAGAUUCAUGGCAAGAACCGAUGUCGUGCAUAAAACUGGCACCAGCGUGCUAUCAACGAGAACUCUAUCCUGGAUCAGGCAUGAAAAUCGCAAAGAAGAUGAUUGAAGAUGGAACGAUGAGCGAAGACUGCUUAAGGCUGAACUUAUGGGUGCCUGCAGGCAAACAGAAUCUCACUACGAUGGUGUGGAUAUUUGGCGGUGGGUUUUUCAGCGGAAGUCCUUCGGAUCCAACCUACGAUGGCGCAGAGCUUGCUGCUCGUGGUAACGUCAUAGUGGCAAAUAUCAACUAUAGAUUAGGUCCGUUUGGAUUCGUCCACUUCGGCGACGAAGCGGUGCCUUCCAACCUUGGUUUGCUAGACCAGCGACAAGCUUUGCGUUUCCUUCAUCAAAACAUUCGCUUGUUUGGGGGCGACGAAACAAAAAUCACCCUGUUUGGCAACAGCGCGGGAGCUGCCUCUGUUUCAGCUCAUCUUGUGGCUAAAAAGAGCUGGCCAUACUUCAACCGGGCGAUUGUUCAGAGCGGGGUCAUGAACGCUCCAUGGACCCAAAACAGUCCAGAGAAAGAGAGGAAUGGAACUCUAGAACUUCUACGGAAACUCAACUGUAACUCAGGAAACACAACCGAGUCUGUGCGAUGCUUGCGUUCCGUGCAACCAAUGUCAAUCAUAACCGCAGCGACAGAACUUUCACAACAGUACCAGUCGCGAUUCUUUGUUCCAGUGAACGAGGAUCGUCAGUUUUUCGAAGGAAACGCCUUGAUGGCCAUAGCAGGCGGUGCUAUGAAAAACUGUUCCAUUCUAAUUGGCUACAACACUGACGAUGGCAGCUUUCUUAUACCGCUUAUACUACGAGAUGUCAUGAUCGAUAAUCCGCAGGCAGCAAUAAAUCAUGCCCAGGCAGAGAAGGUUUUAACCGCGAUGUUUCAAGACAUAUCUUAUACUGCUAGCCAGUCGCUCCAGCGCCAUGUUUUCCGAAGAGAACCUGUAGGCAGAAAUACCACAGUCGCAGAUAGAUACUUUUAUAGAGAUUCAAUAAUAAAGGCGGGAACUGAACACUUUUUCACUUGCAGUAUUAAAGAGUUUGCAGAUCAAAUGGCCAAUACUAACAGCUCGGUCUUCAUGUACCACUUUGCUGAACCAUGGACAGUAAAGAAUCUGCCGUCAUGGAUGGGCGUUACCCAUGGGCUAGAAAUCGAUUAUGUGUUUGCACGCUAUCUUAAACAUAGAGCUGAUUACAGCAAAAAGACAGAAAUAUUCAGCCAAGCAGUAGCCGAUAUUUGGACAAGCUUCGCUAAGGAAGGGUAA